AAAGAUUGUAUUUGUGUAAACUGUAAAUAUAAACAAAAAAUUAUCAGCAAUGCUAACUAAAAAUAAAUUUUUAUUUAUACCAAAUGACGAAAAUAAAGUUGCUAGUUAGGGUAAUCCCGGGCGAUUGAGCGUAGUAAAAAGCAUAAAUAUAUAUUUUAAAGUUUAUAAAAAAUAUAUUAUUUCUUCAAAUAUUAGUACAGGUUCAAUUAAAAUAAAUUAAAAUGUUCCUGUGAAUUAGCAUGGAAGAUCAUUUUAUAUGCUUGAGCUUCAUUAUAUGCAGAUAAAAGUCCUGGAUAAAAAGAAGCAUUAUAUUCACUCCUGUCAGUAUUUGCAAUAUCUAAUUCAUCUAGUAAAUGAAAUGGAAAGUAGAUUUUCAUUUGAAGAUUUGAAUUAUUUUCCACCUUUGGAAAAUGGCCACAUAAAUCUAUUAAAAUUUUUAAAGGCAUCUUCAGAUUUAUUAUCUAUUGUUGAUUGCUUAGGAAAAUUACUAAAACCUGUAAAACAAGAUAUGCAAGGAAAUAUUGAGAAAAUAAAAAACAACUUUGUGUUAGAUGAAAGAUCCUGUUUACUUGAUCUAAUGUUGAAGGAGACUGCUGCAGGUGGCAACAUUGGUUCUGAAGCUACAUUAUGGCUUAAUAGAGCACUGCUCUUUUUUGAAUUAACAUUUCAAGAAAUAUUAGAGAAUCUUAAAGAUAAACGGGAGAUAAAUAUGAAAAUUAUCUUUAACACAGCAUAUCAGGGCUCUGUGAAGAAAUAUCACAACUGGGCUGUACAAAAAUUGUUUAUGGUUAUAUGUCAGCUCUCUCCUACAUUUCCUCAAAUCAUAUCAUCUUUGGGUUUAGAGAAUAGUGAUUGUUUUGAAGAAAAGAUGACAAUAUUUAAUGAUUCUUUACAUAUAGUAAGAUGUGCAAUUGACAAUUUUUUUAUUGAAAACUCCUUAUUUUGUGAAGCAUAAUCUUAAUAUAUUCUUACGGGAAAAAAAUAUUACCAAAUAUUAGAAUAUUGUGUAGAAUUAAAAGUGAUAUAUUUAUAA
Molecule: messenger RNA, 1033 nt
Organism: Pieris napi
Lineage: Eukaryota; Metazoa; Arthropoda; Insecta; Lepidoptera; Pieridae
Product: glycolipid transfer protein
Exons: 6
Coding region: 257-955 (232 amino acids)
Biological process (GO): intermembrane lipid transfer; ceramide transport
Cellular component (GO): cytosol; membrane; cytoplasm
Molecular function (GO): ceramide 1-phosphate transfer activity; ceramide 1-phosphate binding
Source: RefSeq, a predicted model, not a curated record